CUUCGUCAUCACAUCACAACCUUCGACCACGCAUGCAUUCACCCAAGCUGGUAACGAUUAAGCCCGCAAUUCCCGUGCCAAACUUCACAUAUGCUGGGCUUCAUCUAAUCUUACGGGCCUAUGCCGCCUCCCGACCAGUCCGAGAGCCUCACUGAGCAGUUGAUCAGUAUUGUCUAUGGAAACUCCCAUCUUCCUUCGGGGGAAAAUCUCCCCACUACCCACCCUACCACCUCGUACUACACGAGCUUGUGGUUUGACGAGAAUGGUAUCAUCAACCCGAGGAGAAUGCAGCACUUCAAUCCCGAGAGAGAUCCGGUCUUAGUCCGCAGUGGAAUGCGACUAGGUAAUUUGGCGCAUAACACCUACGCCACUUUGGACCGAGAGCACGCCCUUCCUUAUAAUAAUUGCGAAGAUGUUGGAAUCGGUGGGCAUUUUACCCAUGAUGGGUACGGAUUCUUUUCGCAUGCUUUGAUCUCUAAGCGUUGGCCUUCCGGCCACCUUACACGCCCACCCAUACUCCGGGGUGUGGGGGUGGGACCUUUUGCGCUCAUCUACUACCAAUGCCAAUGACCCGCAACAGGGUGAGGCAAGGUAGAGUUUGAGGUAGCCU
This is a messenger RNA of Hypoxylon trugodes, 610 nucleotides long. RefSeq lists its product as uncharacterized. The coding region runs from base 121 to 570 and encodes 149 amino acids. The record is from RefSeq and is a predicted model, not a curated record. Lineage: Eukaryota; Fungi; Ascomycota; Sordariomycetes; Xylariales; Hypoxylaceae. The transcript has a single exon. Gene Ontology annotation, molecular function: flavin adenine dinucleotide binding.